This is a messenger RNA of Orbicella faveolata, 3098 nucleotides long. RefSeq names its product matrix metalloproteinase-18-like. NCBI's taxonomy places the organism in Eukaryota, Metazoa, Cnidaria, Anthozoa, Scleractinia, Merulinidae. Gene Ontology annotation, cellular component: extracellular matrix. The record is from RefSeq and is a predicted model, not a curated record. Gene Ontology annotation, molecular function: metalloendopeptidase activity; zinc ion binding. Gene Ontology annotation, biological process: collagen catabolic process; extracellular matrix organization; proteolysis.
GAACGUUUUACCAUGUGCUCUUUGCUUCUAGUCACUCUGAAAAGAUUUCGCUUGCAAUUUGCCCUAAGCAGACCUUGAUCGACCACCAUGUACCUUGAAUAAGCACGAAAUAAGAGGGUGGCUCGCUCGGAAUACGUUUAAUGAACACAGGUUUUGAUACCUGUGUUUCAUUAGCCAUUUGUUCUGAAAUCCUAGAUCCUUUGGUCGCCAAAAUUGAAGACACACAAGUUUACAACACAGACUUCGUUUUUUUGGGCAGUUUAGCUGACGUAUGUGCCGUUGCCUUUCAGUAACCAAUAAGAAUCUGAGAAUUGUGGGGUACUUUGAAUCGUUACGUUAUCUCACAUACCUUUCUGAAAAAAGACUAAAACCUUCAACACUCUGUGUCACUUAUUAAGAAAAAAUCAGCACAGAUAGCCUAGCAUUAAGCAAAUAAAAUGAUCGCUGUAUCGACGCCAUGUUUGUUUAUUUGUAACUUGACCUUUCGCGCGCGCUGAACCGCAUUAGCAAGAGCGUGCGCGGAAAUUGUGUUCGGCCACCUUAACUAUAGAUACUACUGGUAUAACAAGUUAUAUACAUGGCUUCAUCUAAACUUGGUACCUCGUCCCACUCAGAGAACGAAAACAUGCCUGGAUCACUCACAUCUUGUCUCAUUACAUUACAGGACUUGACUUACAAAAUUCAAAGCUUUUCAUCGGACUUAAGCAGAGAAGAUAUCGCUAACACGAUAGAGAAAGCACUGCAGAUGUGGUCCAACGUUAGCCAGUUGACCUUCACUCGAGUCACAACACCGGGCGUCAAAGCUGACUUAAACAUCAAGUUCGUUUCUGGUUUCCAUGGUGACAACCACCCAACAGACGGGCCUGGAAAGCAGUUAGCGCAUUCUUUCUACCCGUCAAACAACAGGGGACUCGCUGGUGAUAUGCAUUUUGAUGACGAUGAAACCUUUUCCAUUAAUGGCGGGCGUGGUGUGGAUUUUCUUUGGCUGGCCGUGCAUGAACUGGGGCACAGUCUCGGUCUUGAACAUUCAUAUAAUCAUCCUAACUCAGUCAUGUUCCCGUAUUAUAAGGGAUACAGGCCGAAAUUACGGCUGAGCAGUGACGAUAGAAAUGGCAUACAACAUCUUUACGGUUCUAAGACCGAUCCUACUGCGACAAUCCCGACGUCGCCAGCCGUCUUAUCUGAGUCCGCACCACACAUCUGUUCUUUGCAGAAGAUAGAUGCCGCAGUAACGACCAAGAAUGACAACACGUAUGUCUUCAGUGGUGCCUACUUUUGGCAGCUUCAAAGGUCAGGGCUUGUCUCAAACGUUUUGAAGAUUAGAGAGAAAUGGGUGGGGCUGGAAGAUAACAUCGAUGCAGCGCUAACACGUCGCGAAAACGGAAAGACCUACUUCUUCAAAGGAUCAAAAUACUGGAUUUUCAAUAAUACAGCUGCAUUGGAAGGUUCACUUGACAUCACAAACCUCAGUCUACCAAUUGAACUUCAAAGCAUGGACGCAGCCUUGGAACUUCCAAGAGAGGACCACGCCUACUUCUUCAAGGGUGAUAAAUUCUGGCGAUACAACUGGUCCACUGCAUCAGUUGAUCAGGGAUAUCCACAGACAAUAAGUUCAUUCUGGAAGGGGCUCCCAAAUGACGUCGACGCUACCUUUCAGUGGAAGAGAGGAAGAGUGGUGAUUCUAAAAGGCGGUGAAUACUACUCUUUAAAACACAAGGGUAAAAUGGGAGUAAAGAAAGGUUUCCCAAAAAUGUUUGCUAGCAAUUGGCUAGGCUGCCCUGUAAAGAAUCUCGGAGAACACUGAAGGCGCGGGUCGUAAAUAGUGAGCUAGCUUGCGUUUAUGCGAGAACUGUACAACGGCCGGCCGUGUUCCAGCUGUCAAGAGACGAACCUAACUUUACAAAUUGUGAAGGCUUUUUUCAAGCUUUGGUACAGUGUGCGAUAUAUUUAUAACAGCUGUGUAUGAUACUGUGAGAUAAAUAAGAAUUAAAAAAAUACCGUUUUGCGCUGUGAGGAAAAUGUCCAUCUCAUCAACCACUCCCUAAAUUCCUGACAGUGCCUCUCACUGUACUUAGGAACUAGUCACUAAGCAUUGGGCUAGGAGGGUGGACCGGGGGAGAGAGGGGGUGGGUCAUCAGUUUUUGAGCCCUUGGUAGGGGGUGGGUCGUUCAAUUUUCUGCUUCCCAUGGGGCUGCGUCAUCCUUUUUCAUAACAGAAAUUGCCAUAAUUGUAUUUAAUAGUCUUAUACUACUGGAACAGUCGACCACACAUUUUGUACACAUCGAGGCAAAAUUGUUACAGUUCAACCCCUGUUAAACCGCUCUCCCCGGGGAAAUGGAUAGUGGCCGCUGUAAUAUUUAAAUAAAAUCGAAGAUCAGUUACAUGCCUGAUACCGAACUGAAAAAAUAGUGUUUUGUAGAAUAUUGUUUCUUACCUAUACAAAUUUCUUUGUUAUUCCAUAUUAUAUUGUGCCACAGUUUCUCUGUAGAAAACGGGUCUCUAAAAUCUGCCCGCCAUUGAAGUAGCUCGGUAUAAAAUUGAGAAGAGAUUGUGAAAUCCUUUAGUUAUAAUUGCAAUGAAAUAAGAAAGGACCGCCAAAACGUUUUAGAACUUGAUGUAUGUAAUUUUUCCAUAUGCCGUCAUUUUCGCCGAGGAUUCUUUUUAGCCAGGCCAGUCGUAAGGAUUUAACCAUUGUUUCUAAAUCAAUCAUUUUCAGUCCACUCUUUUCAUAAUCAUUUAUUGCUGACAAAAGUGUGACUUUUCUACUCGUUUCCAUAGAAAUUUAAAAAUCAAUCGGUUCAGUUCUUGGAUAACUCCCUUGGGGGUAGUUAAUAAUGACGAUACAUGAACAAAUUUCUGGACGAUCAGAGAUUUUAUUAUUGUUACCUUCCCAUAGAGAGUGAGAGACCUCUUGCAGACCAAACAUUUACAUUGUCUAGUUUUUCUAUGAAAUUUUUUUCGUGUGAGUAAUUUUCGAUCGUAAGAGUCAUAAACCCCUAGGGCUUUAAUUGGUUCAUUUGCUCAUUGAUACCAAAGGGUUUUGUUUUAUUUUCUCUUAAAGAUCCAAUCCACAUUCCUUCAGUUUUAGUGAGAUUAAA